UUUAGCGUUCGUAAAGACUAUAUACACAACUAGAGUUAAACUUGUCUACUUGACAGCCUUUAACUAAGUUACUUGUUUCAUAAAUGUGAAUUAACGGCACCAAAUGCUGUGGAUAACAUGGUUUUAUAAAAAGAUAAUAAACCUGCUUUAAAAACAGACUUAUGCAUUGAAUUAUCGUCAGAAAAGCAAUGAUCAACGGAAUGAACGGACAGAGAUUAACUGACGACAUAUGUCGUAGUGUCCUGAACCGGGCCCACAAAAGGAUAGUUGAGGAGAUGCUCCCAGACGAGGUGCUGUUUAAACUACGAGAGAUCGGAUUUCUUUCGCAAGAGGAUUACAUCGCCAUUGGGAGAGUGGCCGACAGACCCACUAAAAAUCGCAGUCUCGUCGGUAAGAUCAAACAAAGCGGCAAAAGGGCGUAUUGCGAUUUCAAGACAAUUCUUGAGGAAACCGGUCAAAAAGUAUUAAUGUUACAGCUCGAGUCAAAAGAAAAAGAGUUAGAAGUCGAGACUGCGGGACAUUCUGUUGAACAAAGACUAGGUGAACGGAGAACAGAAAGGAUGGAAACGAAUGAAACACCAGAGCUACCUGCUGCAACACGGUCACCACCAGAGCCACCUGCUGCAACACGGCCACCACCAGCAGAAAAUCCUUUGAGCAGUUUAGAUCGUUCAGUUGUUGUUGUCAAAACUAUACAAAAAGACCUGCAUGACGGGCGACUGAUUGAACUUAACAGCAUAAUGAUUGAACAGUUGAAGAGGAUUAGUAAGACUGAUGAUAAACUGAAGGGAGGAUUUGGGAGAGUGUACAUUUCUAACGAGCGGGCUCCAGGAUUCAAGAUCAGAGUUGUCCUAAAAGAAAUAGAGUUGCAAGCAGGGAAUUUGUCUCAGACUCAAAAGCUAGGAUCAGUUACAAAUGAAAAGAUUGCGUCACGCUUGAUGCAUUUUGGAAUCGUCCCUUUACUGGCAUUUCAUGAUGAUCAUUUAAAUCGGAAAUAUUAUUUUGUUUCGCCGUAUCUCGAGAACGGAGACUUGUAUGAAGCGAUUGCCGCGGACAGAGAUCGUGAGGAGAAAGAUAUUCAACUUCCGUGGAAAACCAGGAUUAAAAUCAUGUACCAGAUUGCAUGUGCUAUAGACUUUAUGCACACCGGAAAUACAUUCAGGAGAACAGUUGUACAUAUGGAUAUCAAGUCCAAAAACAUUGUCCUGGAUACAUUCUAUAAUGCUAGAUUGAUUGACUUUGGACUCGCAAGAGAGUUUAAAGAAGAUGGUGCUACAUCGAUUAUUACAAGUGCGAGUGGAGGAACUCCGGGAUACUUUACAAACGUUCAACCCAAUAUGCUGACAAAAAACCAAGAUUAUCAUAACUUCGGAGUAGGCAAGUAUUCAGUCCUGAAAUACCAGCACUAUGAUUCCCCUCUCUAA
Messenger RNA from Dreissena polymorpha, 1424 nucleotides. RefSeq lists its product as uncharacterized. NCBI's taxonomy places the organism in Eukaryota, Metazoa, Mollusca, Bivalvia, Myida, Dreissenidae. The transcript has 9 exons. Bases 189 to 1424 code for a protein of 411 amino acids. Gene Ontology annotation, cellular component: plasma membrane. The record is from RefSeq and is a predicted model, not a curated record. Gene Ontology annotation, molecular function: protein kinase activity; ATP binding. Gene Ontology annotation, biological process: regulation of apoptotic process; protein phosphorylation.